GUGACAAGUCGAUCAACUUGUAAACGGAGUAAAGACAACUUUACACUUUACAAUAACCUAAAAUUGUAAAAAAUAUUAUAUUGAACAAUGGAACUCAAUGAAAGGAUUUUAUGUUACUUAGACAAUGUUGAUAAGAUCGAUACUUUAAAACUAGCCGAUGAAUUCGGUGAAGAGCAUCAAAAGAUAAUAGGUGCCGUGAAGAGUAUUGAAGCACUGGAAAUGGUGAAGUCUGAUCCGUUGAAGACAACUAAAUGGGAAUUAACAGAAGAAGGUCAUCAAGUCGCUGAUAAUGGUAGCCAUGAAGCAAUUCUUUAUAGAAGUAUACCAGAUAGUGGAAUUCCUCAAGCAGAAUUAAUGAAAGUUGUACCAAAUGCCAAAGUGGGUUUUAGCAAAGCUAUGUCUUUAGGGUGGAUACUUAUAGACAAAUCUGGAGGGGCACCAUUAGUGAAACGUAAAGUAUCAAGCAUUACAGAUUUGGUACAAAACCACUUGAAUGAGAUCAAAAAAGGCAUAGACAAUCUGCCAGAUAAUGUCAGGAACGAUUAUAAGAAAAGGAAAUUGUUACAAGAGAUCACACAAAAAAGCUUUCUCUUAACAAGAGGGCCACAGUUUUCAACAAUAAUAAAGAAAUUAGAAACUGAUUUGACAAGUGACAUGCUUCUCUCUGGAACUUGGAAACAUUUGCAGUUCAAGCCAUAUAAUUUUGAUGCUUUAGGUCAGCCUCCAGAAUGUGGCCACUUACAUCCAUUACUUAAAGUGAGGUCAGAGUUCAGGGAGAUCUUCUUAGAAAUGGGUUUCUCAGAGAUGCCGACCAACCAAUAUGUGGAAAGUUCCUUCUGGAACUUUGAUGCAUUAUUCCAGCCUCAGCAACACCCUGCCAGGGAUGCUCAUGACACAUUCUUUAUUUCAUCUCCGGCAUCUACAACAGACUUCCCCAUGGACUACCUAGAGAGGGUGAAAAAAGUACAUAGUGAAGGUGGUUAUGGGUCACAGGGCUACAGGUACGACUGGAAGAUCGAGGAGGCGCAGAAGAACCUCCUGCGCACGCACACUACUGCGGUGAGCGCGCGCAUGCUCUACCACCUAGCACAGCAAAAGGAGUUCACACCGCAGAAGUACUUCAGUAUAGAUAAGGUGUUCCGCAACGAGACUCUGGACGCGACGCACCUGGCGGAGUUCCACCAGGUGGAGGGCGUGGUGGCGGGGCGCGGGCUGGGGCUGGCGGACCUCAUCGGCGUGCUGGACGCCUUCUUCCGCCGCCUCGGCUUCCACCAGCUGCAGUUCAAACCUGCAUACAAUCCCUACACCGAGCCCAGCAUGGAGAUAUUCGCUUAUCACACAGGUCUGGGCAAGUGGAUUGAGAUCGGCAACUCUGGCGUGUUCCGUCCGGAGAUGUUGUUGCCGAUGGGUCUGCCUGCAGACGUGAGUGUGAUCGCGUGGGGACUGUCGCUGGAGCGCCCCACCAUGAUCAAAUACGGCCUCAACAACAUCCGAGAUCUCGUCGGCCCCAAAGUUGACCUGCGCAUGGUUCACAACAACCCCAUCUGCAGACUCGAUAAAUAAAUAA
Papilio machaon (common yellow swallowtail) is the source of this 1567-nucleotide messenger RNA. It is a transcript of the gene alpha-PheRS, whose product is annotated as phenylalanine--tRNA ligase alpha subunit. Gene Ontology annotation, cellular component: cytoplasm; phenylalanine-tRNA ligase complex; cytosol. The transcript is spliced from 6 exons. The record is from RefSeq and is a predicted model, not a curated record. NCBI's taxonomy places the organism in Eukaryota, Metazoa, Arthropoda, Insecta, Lepidoptera, Papilionidae. Gene Ontology annotation, biological process: phenylalanyl-tRNA aminoacylation. Bases 88 to 1563 code for a protein of 491 amino acids. Gene Ontology annotation, molecular function: phenylalanine-tRNA ligase activity; tRNA binding; ATP binding.